This is a messenger RNA of Lachancea meyersii CBS 8951, 939 nucleotides long. Lineage: Eukaryota; Fungi; Ascomycota; Saccharomycetes; Saccharomycetales; Saccharomycetaceae. The record is from the annotation of a GenBank genome assembly.
AUGAGUCUCUUUUUUAAAUCCCCGAUUGAUAUUGAAAUCCUUCUAGAUGGCGAAGAAUCACGAAAGCAUGUUGAAAUCGCCAACUCUUCCGACAGCGCCUCUGCUAGAACACUCAGAGAUAAAUACCCUGUCUACGAGGAUGGCGAAAGUGUAAGCGGCAUAGUUACAUUGAGAGUCAAGGAGGGAAAGAAACUAGAACAUCUAGGAAUCAAGGUGAGUCUUGUUGGAAGCGUCGAUAUUUCGAAGUCUAGUUCCGAGAGUAAGAAACGGCCCGUUGAGACGUUUCUGAGCUUGAGCGCAGAUCUAUGCCCUCACGGAGAGCUGAUCCACUCUCAGAACUUUCCUUUCCAUUUCAAGGACGUAGAAAAAAGAUAUGAAUCUUACAGGGGCAAAAAUGUGGAUGUGUCCUACUAUAUCAAAGUAACAGUACUACGGAAAUCAACGGAUAUUGUUAAACACAAGCGAUUUUGGUGCUUUCUGUACAACAGAGAGGCUUUACCAUCGGCCGUAAGCAGCUCGCAAAAUGAAGGAAAGCCCGUGAAACUAGAUAUUGGAAUUGAAAACUGCCUGCACAUUGAGUUCGAAUACUCCAAAUCUCAGUUCUCUCUGAAAGACGUGAUAGUGGGAAGGAUAUACUUUCUGCUUACGAGACUGAAAGUCAAACACAUGGAGCUUAGUGUCAUCACCAGGGAAACGUGUGGAUUAGAGCCCAACCAACUCUCGGAUUCCACAUCUAUUCGUUAUGAGAUAAUGGAUGGGUCGCCGGUGAAGGGAGAGACCAUACCUAUAAGGUUGUUCCUGGGUGGCUACGACUUAACUCCCAGCAGCAACUUCAAUCACUUCAGUAUCAAGAAUUACCUCAGUCUAGUCAUCAUCGAUGAAGACGGCAGGCGAUAUUUCAAGCAAUCUGAGAUUGUUCUCUACAGGAAGCGGAAUUAA